AUGUUCAAUAGCUGGAAGGAGGCUUGUAAGCAGGUACUGAAGGCUCAAGAGUACAAGUGCGAACUUCAUGGUCAGAAUUCUCGAUUGGAGAAAGAGGUGCUGCAGUUGCAGGGAGAACUUCAAGUUCUGCGAACAGGCCUCCGAUUCAGUCCCCACAUCAUUUCCGAAACUCAAAGUGACUCCAUUUCACCAAGCGAUUCCGUGUCCCAAAUUGGGAGCGGAUCGAACGCUGUCCAACACGCUUGGUGCACAAUCAAGGCGAAUGCAAGAGCGAUUGCAAAUCGUGAUCUACUGCCUCUCCCCAUUCCACGCGACACACCAAUUUUGAUGAAGAAGAAGACCAAGACCUUCUUCACUAAGUAUCACCUCAAGCAGUGGACUGACACGGUCCACAAACUCAAAGAACAAGAGCCUUUACUGGCUCUUUGUGCCGCUCAUUGGAAAGCUGAACAUGUAUUGAAUACCAUUUUGACAGGAAUCACGGAAUCAAACCAGAAUGCUACCAUGAGAAGAGACAACGCUUCCGAUUUGGACGACCCAGCUGUUUCCCUGCCCAAUCCAUCGUCAAAGACCAAUACCUCUAGCUCCAAGCACCGCCUUUCGAAUCCAUCUCCGACGAAGCCAAAGAAGAAAAAGAAGACAGGGAAAGAGAAGGACAUUAAGGGUAGCGAAAAAGCUUCACCACCUUCAAUAACUAUCGACGACGACGCCAUUAACCGACAGCUGAAUCUAUCAACAGAAAACCCAGGGACUGCUGCCGCUGCAACCGAACCCCAAGAUAAACCAAGUCCCCCCCUUGAUUUGGCGAUUCCUGCCAUUCCCUUGACACCGGAACGCAUUGACAUCGACCUUAUCAAUGUCAAUCCGUCAUACUCUUCAUUAAAAGAUGAAUUUUCAGGCAGUCAUCACACUAAUACUGUCGCUGUCGAACUUCUCACAGCAUUUGAGGCUGACCCCGAUUUUCAGUCGGGUGAACCGACUCAAGAUACGCUAUCGUUUCUUGAUCACAUCGAAACCACUGACCCGAACUCACCUAAUUUUUCAGAAGAUGAUUUAUAUGGAAGCUGGGGCCACUAUCAAUUCACCGCUGGCAGCCAGAUGAUUUCCACAGUUCUUACCUCCUGGAAAUCGGCCAUCAAACCCAAAUCAUUUCUUAGUGACGUCUACAUCGAAUUACUCGUCGACAAGCUCUUGGAUCUGUGGAAGGAUGCAGGAGGGAGCAUUUCAAAAGGGAAGGGCACGAACAAAGACAGCGCUCUUGGCACCACUCUACCCACAUCCGACAUCAUCCAGAUGCAGGCCCCUUCGACCCAACACGCCGAACCUGAAGACAUGCUCGUCGAUGCCACGGCGUCCAGUUCUGGUGAAUCGAGUGAAUCAGCAGUCAAAACCGCUUCCAUGGAUGUUCAAAAAAUACUUCAAGCCCUCCAGAAAGACGAGUUGAAGGCAUGGAUCAAUGACCACAAUAUCAGUACACCCACUAGUGGCUACCACUUUAUUUCUAUAACCUAG
Molecule: messenger RNA, 1512 nt
Organism: Laccaria bicolor S238N-H82
Lineage: Eukaryota; Fungi; Basidiomycota; Agaricomycetes; Agaricales; Hydnangiaceae
Exons: 8
Coding region: 1-1512 (503 amino acids)
Source: RefSeq, a predicted model, not a curated record